This is a messenger RNA of Punica granatum (pomegranate), 2759 nucleotides long. The record is from RefSeq and is a predicted model, not a curated record. Lineage: Eukaryota; Viridiplantae; Streptophyta; Magnoliopsida; Myrtales; Lythraceae.
AUUGGCUCCGCUCUCAAAUUUUUGAUUUUCUGUCUGUCUGAACUGAGAGUUUCAACUCUCUCUCUCUCUCUCUCUCUCUUCGUUCCGCCAUGGAUGGGAGCAUCUUCAAACAUCUGUGAACUUGUCACCAACCGAACUCCGCCCUAGCACCUCAUCCCGACCUUGUCUUCUCUCCAUUUCUCCAAUUUAAUCCCAAUCUGGUGAAAACCCUAAUAUAAUUUCUUCCAUUAACCUCGAAAAUGGGUGCUAUGGUCCCCUUCCAGGACCUGAAUCUCCUCCCCGACCCACCCCUCUCCGCCUCCUCCACUGCAUUGCGUACACCUAAAAUUGAGCCCAAGGCCGAGCCCCUCGAUGUGGACCACCAUCUGCCCCCGGUUCAGACAACGACGCAGCCCCAGCUCCCCAAUUCACAUACCGCCCCGGAGCCCAUCUCCACCGAGAUGGGCGAGACCCACCUCUACUCGGAGUUCAAUCGUAUUUCCGAGCUCUUCCACGCCGCCUUCUCCAACCGCCUCAGCCGCCUCCGGCUCCCUGACUCCCCUGCGGCGGCCGCCGCCGCCGCUUCACCCGCCUCGCCUGCUGUGUCCGAAUCUGACUCCCGGGCCAUCGUACCUGUCCCUGAGAACAACAACCAGCUCUCAGCCCCGAGGUCAAACAAGAAGCUCGACAAGCGGUCCUCAGAGCUUGUUCGUGUCACUGGCCUCAGCUCCGAGGACGAGCGGUUCUUUCGUGAGGUGGUCCGUCGGACCCGCAUGGUCUACGAUGGGCUCCGCAUCCUCUCGACCUCCCAGCAGGACUCCCAUGCACCCCACCUCACUGGCCGGCGCCUCCGUGGUGACCUGGCCGCUGCCUCGGUGAUGCGGGCCCACGGGCUCUGGCUCAACCGUGACAAGCGCGUCGUGGGCCCAAUUCCUGGGGUUUACGUGGGCGACAUGUUUUUGUACCGAAUGGAGCUCUGUGUGGUUGGGCUCCACGGCCAGCCGCAAGCCGGGAUCGACUACUUGACCGCAAGCGAGAGCUCCAACGGAGAGCCCAUUGCCACAAGCAUAAUCGUCUCUGGCGGAUACGAGGACGAUGAGGACUCUGGUGAUGUCCUUGUCUAUUCUGGCCAUGGCGGACAGGACAAGUUCAGUAGACAGUGUGCCCAUCAAAAAUUAGAAGGUGGGAAUUUAGCGAUGGCGAAGAGUAUGCAUUAUGGGAUUGAAGUUCGAGUUAUUCGAGGCUUUCGCCAAGGUGCAUGUGCAUCGAAUAAAGUUUACGUCUAUGACGGGUUGUACCGAAUCAUUGACUAUUGGUUAGAUGUGGGCAAGUCAGGCUUCGGGGUUUACAAGUACAAACUCUCUAGAAUUGAGGGCCAACCUUUGAUGGGAAGCUCCAUAAUGAAGUUCGCUGAGACCCUCAAGAUUCGUCCUUUAGAGGUGAGACCGAGUGGCUACCUCAGCCUCGAUGUUUCUGUGAAGAGGGAGGCAGUGCCAAUUCCUGUUUUUAAUGACAUCGACUCGAAUAAUGAGCCCUUGUGCUUUGAGUACUUAUCUACGAGUGUCUUUCCCCCCUUUCUAGUUCACCAAAAUGGUGGGAUGGGCACUGGGUGUGAAUGCCUUUCAGGUUGUAGGGAGGGUUGCAUUUGCGCCGCGAAGAAUGGGGGGGAGUUCGCUUAUGAUCCGAAUGGGAUCCUCUUUAGGGGAAAACCGGUGGUUUUUGAGUGUGGGGUUUCCUGUAAGUGCCCUCCCUCUUGCAGAAAUCGUGUCACACAGAGGGGGCUACGGAUUCCACUGGAGAUAUUUCGAUCGAGGGAGGCAGGUUGGGCUGUGCGGUCAUUGGACUUGAUCCAAGCGGGCUCUUUCAUAUGCGAAUAUUCAGGGGUUGUUCUGACGAGAGAUCAGGCCCAGGUUUUUUCAAUGAAUGGGGAUUCAUUGGUCUAUCCUAAUAGGUUCGCGGGCAAAUGGGCCGAGUGGGGAGAUUUGUCUCGAAUAUUUCCCAACUAUGUGUGCCCUUCCUAUCCCUCCAUUCCUCCUCUUGAUUUCGCAAUGGAUGUCUCAAGAAUGAGAAAUGUUGCGUGCUAUAUAAGCCACAGCUCGACUCCAAAUGUAUUUGUGCAGUAUGUGCUUCAGGAUCACAACAACAUCUCGUUCCCACGACUGAUGUUGUUUGCUUUGGAGAAUAUCCCUCCCCUGAGGGAGCUCAGCCUCGAUUAUGGAGUGGCUGAUGAAUGGAGUGGGAAGCCUAUGAUCUGCAACUAAAUAUGAUUUGAGAGAUAAGCUUAUGAUCUGCAACUCUGACUUACAUUUUUGAUGUGAUACAAGUUAUUGAAGAGUCACCGCGAAGCACUUUCGACAAUUGAGAUGUUGAAGGCAUAUCAUCAGUGUUUCGGCAGGCGCUUGACCUGCUACCGGUGGUCAUUCUUGCCUUCAAGUCAAUUUUGGGAUGUGAAGCAGCGGUAUAUCAUCUCUACUUGCCUUAUUUCUUUUCCAGUAAGUUUGCAACACAGAUGCUUUUUAUCCAUUGCUCUGACAAAAACUUGUCUGAAAUUGGCUCGACUGAGCUUAGGAACCACAGCCAAAGUGUUGUGAUUUUGCUCGCUUGGGUGCUUAGGGCUUGUAGUGUGUUGCAAUACUGUAGGACUGUGUAGUAAGCUGUGUGUUGUUUGUACCCACAAUAUGUAUGCAUCUCUAUUUAAACUUUCAUGUACUAAUUAGAUUGUAUAUAGGGAGCCAUAAUAUCAUUAAUGCAAGUGUCUGAGCAUGCCGAUUUAGUCCAAA